Messenger RNA from Scleropages formosus (Asian bonytongue), 420 nucleotides. It is a transcript of the gene grifin, whose product is annotated as galectin-related inter-fiber protein. NCBI's taxonomy places the organism in Eukaryota, Metazoa, Chordata, Actinopteri, Osteoglossiformes, Osteoglossidae. The record is from RefSeq and is a predicted model, not a curated record. The transcript is spliced from 4 exons. Gene Ontology annotation, molecular function: carbohydrate binding. Bases 1 to 420 code for a protein of 139 amino acids.
AUGACUUUGCGGUUUGAGGCCUCCUGUCCCGACGGCUUGUGUCCUGGAUGGAGUAUUAUACUGAAAGGAGAGCCUGUUUCUGAAGCCAGCAAGUUUGAAAUUAAUUUCAUGUGCGAACGUGAUGACAGGAUAGCCUUCCAUUUCAACCCCCGAUUUACGGAGUCAGACAUCGUCUGCAAUUCCUUCAUGUCAAACCGCUGGGGGCAGGAAGAGAGGUGUAACAACUUUCCCUUUGGGGCGGAUGAGCCUUUUCAGAUUGAAAUUUACUCAGACAAUGAAAACUUCCAUGUUUACAUUGAUGAUACAAAAAUAAUGCAGUACAAGCAUCGUGUUGAAGACCUGAAGACAAUCACAAAAGUUCAAGUGGCAAACGAUGUAAAUAUCUCGUCACUGGAGAUCACCAAAAAACCUUUUUAUUAA